This is a messenger RNA of Penicillium hordei, 1281 nucleotides long. RefSeq lists its product as uncharacterized. Bases 1 to 1281 code for a protein of 426 amino acids. The transcript has a single exon. NCBI's taxonomy places the organism in Eukaryota, Fungi, Ascomycota, Eurotiomycetes, Eurotiales, Aspergillaceae. The record is from RefSeq and is a predicted model, not a curated record. Gene Ontology annotation, molecular function: protein kinase activity; ATP binding. Gene Ontology annotation, biological process: protein phosphorylation.
AUGUCUCACUCUCCCAAGGGUGAUGAUUCCUCGCAUCACCUUUAUGAGCCCAUCGAAGGAGUGGAAAAACUGGAAAGCUAUCGCAUGGGAGGUUAUCACUCCAUGACAAUCGGUGAUCAUAUUCACAAUCGCUAUCAAGUGGUUCAAAAACUUGGUCACGGCACGUACUCGACAAUCUGGCUGGCUCGAGAUCAAAAAAAUGGCAAAUAUGUCGCCAUCAAAGUGUGUACCGCGGAUUCGAACCCGCUUGAAUUCAGCGUCCUUUCAGAACUUUCCAACUCGCAACAAAGCUCAAGCACUAGCAUAGGAAAGACACUGAUACCAUCGGUACUAGACAGAUUCAGGAUUCAAGGAUCGAAUGGUACGCACCAUUGUUACGUGACAAUCCCGGCAAGGAUGAGUCUCUCCGAGGCAAAAGAUGCCUCAUAUAACCGCCUUUUCCAAUUAGAGGUUGCUCGAGCCUUGGCGGCACAGCUAGUCCUUGCAGUUGAGUACGUCCACUCCCAGGGAUUCGUUCACGGAGAUCUCCAUGCUGGAAAUGUUCUCCUCCAGUUGCCAUUUGACCUAAGCCAACUUUCUGUGGAGGGAUUGUACAAAAAGUACGGAGAACCGGAAUUUGAAGCAAUAAGACGUUUUGAUGGGCAACCGCUCCCACCGAAUAUCCCAUCACGGGCCGUUUUACCAAUCUGGCUUGGUGAGGCAAGUGACAAACUCAAACCCCCAGAAGCCAAAAUCCUACUCAGCGAUUUCGGUGAGGCCUUCUCCCCUACCAAGCAACAGAGGUUUGAGUCCCACACUCCGCUUGUUUCCCGACCACCAGAGGUUCAGUUCGAGCCACAUAAGCCUAUGUCAUUCCCAUCAGACAUCUGGUCCCUCGGAUGCUCUUUAUGGAACACCAUAGGUCAGAACUCACUUUUUGACGACAUGUUUGCGACCGAAGAUAGCAUUACUUGCGAGCAAGUCGAUGCACUUGGUAUGCUGCCCCCGGAAUGGUGGCACAAAUGGGAGGGGCGACAUAGUAGAUUCACGGAAGAUGGGAAGCCGAUCAACCGGGUCCCUUACCGGUCGUGGGAGGACAGAUUCGAACAAGAUAUGCAGGAGCCUCGACAGAGGAAAGGUAUGCCGUGCAUUGAACCGGCCGAAAGGGAUGCUAUUCUUAAGAUGUUGAAGUCAAUGCUUAAAUUCAGGUCUGAAAAUCGCUCUUCUGCGAAGCAGAUCCUCGAAUGUGAAUGGAUGGUCAAUUGGGCUUUGCCCGAGUACGAGAAGAUUCGAAGGAUAUGA